Alexandromys fortis (reed vole) is the source of this 7774-nucleotide messenger RNA. RefSeq names its product contactin associated protein 1 (gene Cntnap1). Bases 395 to 4321 code for a protein of 1308 amino acids. The transcript has 24 exons. NCBI's taxonomy places the organism in Eukaryota, Metazoa, Chordata, Mammalia, Rodentia, Cricetidae. The record is from RefSeq and is a predicted model, not a curated record.
GGAAGGCCCGACUAAAAGCCUGCACAUCCGCCUUGUAACAGAGUUCUGGCAACGGCUCAGCUGAGUAAGCCCCCUCAUCGUACCCGGAGUAGGGUUCCCAGGAGACCUGGUGACAUCAAAAUGAGAGGAGGGACCAUGUAAGACAUUCCUACACCACUCCCUUUCACGCAGGACUUCCUCACUUGAAGUCGAAAACAGCAGAAGAGAGAUCCCCCCAAAAAAUUCUUUCUAGGAUGGCUGCAAUGAGGAGCUGGUGGGACCUCUAUAUGCUCGGUCCCUGGGCGCCUCCUCCUACUAUGGGCUCUUUACCACAGCCCGCUUUGCCCGGCUGCACGGCAUCAGUGGAUGGUCGCCCCGGAUUGGGGACCCGAAUCCCUGGCUCCAGAUAGACUUAAUGUCCAAGCAUCGGAUCCGGGCUGUGGCCACACAGGGAGCCUUUAAUUCUUGGGAUUGGGUCACACGUUACAUGCUGCUCUACGGGGACCGUGUGGACAGCUGGACACCAUUCUACCAACAAGGGCACAACGCGACCUUCUUCGGUAACGUCAAUGAGUCGGCGGUGGUUCGCCACGACCUGCACUACCACUUCACGGCUCGCUACGUCCGCAUCGUGCCGCUGGCCUGGAACCCGCGCGGCAAGAUCGGCCUGCGGCUGGGCCUCUACGGCUGUCCCUACAAGUCCGACAUACUGUAUUUUGACGGCGAUGAUGCCAUCUCGUACCGCUUCCCGCGAGGGGUCAGCCAAAGUCUUUGGGACGUGUUCGCUUUUAGUUUCAAGACCGAGGAGAAGGAUGGGCUACUGCUUCACACCGAGGGCUCCCAGGGGGAUUAUGUGACGCUUGAACUGCAGGGGGCACACCUGCUGCUGCACAUGAGCCUGGGCAGCAGCCCCAUCCAGCCAAGACCCGGUCACACCACGGUGAGUGCUGGCGGCGUCCUUAACGACCUAAGCUGGCACUAUGUACGGGUGGACCGAUAUGGCCGAGAAGCAAAUCUCACCCUGGACGGUUAUGUCCAUCGCUUUGUGCUCAAUGGCGACUUUGAGAGGCUGAAUCUGGAUAAUGAGAUAUUCAUCGGGGGUUUGGUGGGCGCAGCGCGUAAGAACCUGGCAUACCGGCAUAACUUCCGUGGCUGCAUAGAAAACGUGAUCUACAAUCGAAUCAACAUCGCCGACCUGGCAGUGCGGCGCCAUUCGCGGAUUACCUUCGAGGGUAAUGUGGCUUUCCGUUGCUUGGAUCCCGUUCCACACCCCAUCAACUUUGGAGGCCCUCACAACUUCGUCCAAGUGCCUGGGUUUCCGCGCCGCGGCCGCUUCGCAGUCUCCUUUCGCUUCCGCACCUGGGACCUCACGGGGCUGCUCCUUUUUUCUCGCUUGGGAGAUGGGCUGGGUCACGUGGAGCUGAUGCUUAGCGAAGGGCAAGUCAACGUCUCCAUCGCGCAGAGUGGCCGCAAGAAGCUUCAGUUUGCUGCUGGAUACCGCCUGAAUGAUGGAUUCUGGCACGAGGUCAACUUUGUGGCCCAGGAAAACCAUGCAGUCAUCAGUAUCGAUGACGUGGAGGGGGCAGAGGUCAGGGUCUCAUCCCCACUGCUGAUCCGCACAGGGACUUCAUACUUCUUUGGCGGUUGUCCCAAACCAGCCAGUCAGUGGGGCUGCCACUCCAACCAGACAGCAUUUCAUGGCUGUAUGGAGCUGCUCAAGGUGGAUGGUCAGCUGGUCAACCUGACUCUGGUGGAGUUCCGGAAGCUUGGCUACUUUGCUGAGGUCCUCUUCGACACCUGUGGCAUCACAGACAGAUGCAGCCCUAACAUGUGUGAGCAUGACGGUCGCUGCUACCAGUCUUGGGACGACUUCAUUUGCUACUGUGAACUCACUGGCUACAAGGGAGUCACUUGCCAUGAACCUUUGUAUAAGGAAUCCUGCGAAGCCUAUCGGCUCAGUGGGAAGUUUUCUGGAAACUUCACCAUUGAUCCCGAUGGCAGUGGACCCCUGAAGCCAUUUGUGGUGUAUUGUGAUAUCCGAGAGAACCGAGCAUGGACGGUCGUGCGGCAUGACAGGCUAUGGACAACUCGAGUGACAGGUUCCAGCAUGGAGCGGCCCUUUCUGGGGGCUGUCCAAUACUGGAAUGCCUCCUGGGAGGAAGUCAGUGCUCUGGCCAAUGCUUCCCAGCACUGUGAGCAGUGGAUCGAGUUUUCCUGCUACAAUUCACGGCUGCUCAAUACUGCAGGAGGCUACCCCUACAGCUUUUGGAUUGGCCGGAAUGAGGAACAGCACUUCUAUUGGGGAGGCUCGCAGCCUGGGAUCCAGCGCUGUGCCUGUGGGCUGGACCGGAGCUGUGUGGACCCUGCCCUGCACUGCAACUGUGAUGCCGACCAGCCGCAGUGGAGAACGGACAAGGGGCUGCUGACCUUUGUGGACCAUCUGCCUGUCACGCAGAUAGUGGUAGGGGAUACAAACCGGUCCAGUUCUGAAGCUCAGUUCUUCCUGAGGCCUCUGCGUUGCUAUGGGGACCGCAAUUCCUGGAACACUAUAUCCUUCCAUACCGGAGCUGCACUGCGAUUCCCUCCGAUCCGUGCCAACCACAGCCUCGAUGUCUCCUUCUACUUUAGGACCUCGGCCCCCUCGGGAGUCUUUCUAGAGAACAUGGGGGGCCGUUUCUGCCAGUGGCGCCGACCUUACGUGCGAGUGGAACUCAACACAUCCCGGGAUGUAGUCUUUGCCUUUGAUAUUGGCAACGGGGAUGAGAACCUGACAGUGCACUCAGAUGACUUCGAGUUCAACGACGACGAAUGGCAUUUGGUCCGGGCUGAGAUCAAUGUGAAGCAGGCCCGCCUACGAGUGGACCAUCGGCCCUGGGUGCUACGGCCCAUGCCCCUGCAGACCUACAUCUGGCUGGAGUAUGACCAGCCCCUCUAUGUUGGAUCUGCAGAGCUUAAGAGGCGCCCUUUUGUGGGUUGCUUGAGGGCCAUGCGUCUGAACGGAGUGACUCUGAACCUGGAGGGCCGUGCCAAUGCCUCUGAGGGCACCUUCCCCAACUGCACGGGCCACUGCACCCACCCCCGCUUCCCCUGUUUCCAUGGAGGACGUUGUGUGGAGCGAUACAGCUACUACACGUGUGACUGUGACCUCACGGCUUUUGAUGGGCCAUAUUGUAAUCAUGACAUUGGUGGAUUUUUUGAGACUGGUACAUGGAUGCGCUAUAACCUUCAGUCGGCACUGCGCUCUGCGGCCCGGGAGUUCUCCCACAUGCUGAGCCGACCUGUGCCAGGCUAUGAGCCUGGCUAUAUUCCGGGCUACGACACUCCUGGUUAUGUGCCUGGCUACCAUGGCCCUGGGUACCGCCUGCCCGACUAUCCGAGGCCUGGCCAGCCGGUGCCGGGGUAUCGGGGUCCCGUCUACAAUGUCACUGGAGAGGAGGUCUCCUUCAGCUUCAGCACCUACUCUGCACCUGCCGUCCUCCUUUAUGUCAGCUCCUUUGUCCGUGACUACAUGGCUGUGCUCAUCAAGGAAGACGGGACCCUCCAGCUUCGGUAUCAGUUGGGUACCAGUCCCUACGUGUAUCAGCUGACCACUCGGCCAGUCACUGAUGGGCAGCCCCAUAGUGUCAACAUCACCCGGGUCUACCGAAACCUCUUCAUCCAGGUGGACUACUUCCCGCUGACAGAACAGAAGUUCUCUCUGCUGGUGGACAGCCAGCUGGACUCACCCAAGGCCUUGUAUCUAGGCCGAGUGAUGGAGACAGGAAUCAUUGACCCAGAGAUCCAGAGGUACAACACUCCAGGUUUCUCAGGCUGCCUGUCUGGUGUCCGGUUCAACAACGUGGCUCCCCUCAAGACGCAUUUCCGAACACCCCGCCCCAUGACUGCUGAGCUAGCAGAGGCCAUGCGGGUUCAAGGAGAACUGUCGGAGUCUAACUGUGGAGCGAUGCCACGCCUUGUCUCCGAGGUGCCCCCAGAGCUUGACCCCUGGUACCUGCCCCCAGAUUUCCCAUUCUACCAUGAUGACGGAUGGGUGGCCAUACUCUUGGGCUUUUUGGUGGCCUUCCUGCUGCUGGGGCUUGUGGGAAUGCUGGUGCUCUUCUACCUGCAAAAUCAUCGCUACAAGGGUUCCUACCACACCAACGAGCCCAAGGCCAGCCACGAUCACCAUCCUGGCAGCAAAACUCCCCUACCUCCUUCAGGCCCUGCCCAGGCCCCUGCCCCGACUCCAGCUCCCACCCAGGCUCCGACCCCGACCCCAGCCCCGACCCCAGCCCCAGCCUCUGGCCCAGGCCCCAGGGACCAGAACCUCCCCCAGAUCUUGGAGGAAUCCAGGUCUGAAUGAGUCAUAAGGGCUUUAACGAUCAAGUCCAACUCCUCUGAGAUGCCCCAACUCCUUCCUCUCCCUUAUCCUGCCAGGGACAUUUGGCUCUUCUUCUCAGGCUCUGUUCACCGGGAGGAUUCCCUAUGCCAAGUUUGGUGGGCAGAGCUACAGAUGGGACCAAAGGGAGUGGCUGAGCCUCACUGCCUAAACCAAUGCCCUGCUCAUCCUCCCCGCCCCCAGGCUCCUGGCUGUUGGCCUGCCCCACAGCAGAAGCCCCCCAGGGCUGAGACAGACCUUUCCUGCCAUCUCUGCCCCAGCUGCUGGUAGGGAUUAACCACCUAGGGCAGGGAGAUGAAGGAUACUUCCCUUCCUGUGUACAUUAUCAGCAGGGACAGAUGUGGGGGGCUGCAGGACUGCACAGGGCAUGCGGGGAGGGGGGAGGCUGCUACAACACACCCAGGCCUCCCUGCCUGCCCUGCUGACCGGCUGUCUUCCAUCUGCUUCCUCUCAGCUGGGGGUGAGCAGGGAGGACUUCACCUUCCCUACCUCACCCCACCCACCCCUUUGUUUUCACAGAGACCGAGGUCUUGUCUAGCACUUUAGUACCCUCGCUGCUUCACGCGCUUCAGCCAAAGCCAUAAAAGCCCUGCAAGUAGAAAACACUAACGCAGACACCUUGCCUAGCCAGUCCUCUGCUCUCCCGACCCUUUCCAAAAUAUGCAAUAGCCUUGGUGCCUGGCCCCAGGCCUGGCCCCUCCAAUGCAUGAGGAACCCGCUUCCCUCUGCUCAGAGAUGCUGCUGUGUUUGCCCAGCUCAUAUUCUUUAUAUAUAUAUUUUUUGUUGCAAAGUCUCUCUCCAGAGAAACUAUAUAUUAUUCUAAUUUUUAAAUUAUUUGUUUACAUAUGAAAAAGAACUCAGUGGGCUGUCCUGUGCCGAGUCUAUAGUGAGCUCCUUCUGUGCUGGACGUCUCGCUUGUCCUGCCAGCCACUCGCCCAGCUUGCUGGGCCUCCACUCUACAGGAGGGCAGAGCCUGUGGUGCCCUCAACUGAGCAGGUCCAAUAAAGCGGAGUGGCAGAGCCCAGUCUGUGUGUGGUAGCUGAUGUCACGGUCAGGGAUGAACGGAGAGGAGUUUUGCUUUGUUUAUUGUUUCCCACUAAAUAUUUUUUUAAUCAUGAGAAAUGGAGUGUUUUUAAGCAAACUACUCUGAAAGCUUAGAAACUAAACUUCUAGUUCUCAAAACCUAUGUAUAUAAACUGGGUGGUGGUGGUGGUGCACACCUUUAAUUCCAGCACUCAGAAGGCAGAGCAAGUGGAUCUGAGUUCUAGGCCUGCCUGGUCUACAGAGCAAGUUCCAGGACAGCCAAGGCUUCAUAGAGAGACCCUGUCCCUGAAAACCAAAAAACAAGCCGAGGUGGCUUCACCCUCCUAGUCCCCUAGACCUCAGACGAUAGUGGGGAUCGGGAGCUGAAGUUUCUGCCCAUCUGCUGCCAUGCCACCACCUCUGACCCUUCCAGCCCAAGAACACAGGACACACUUGCCAAAGUGGAUUCUAACACUUUAUUAGAGAAGAGGUCACAAGCCACAGGACUUUAAAGUGCAAGAAAUUCCCCGGCAAUAAAGCCACAUGUACACCAGCUCCCCACCCGUCCACACCACCUCUCUGGAUCCGUCAUCUUAUGUGAGGUGGGGCAGAGGUGGGGAGGAGGGUUGGGACCCGUCAUUAAAACAGAGGACAGCAGGGACCAAGAACAGCGAUGGAGGAGCAGAGUAUUAGGGGCUGCCAGUGAUGCUUGCUGAGGGAAGGCUCAGGGCAGUCUAGAACCGACAUGUUUUAAAACAUUCCUUACGGUUAGGCCCUUGUCCACCUGUCUCUGGUUCCCCCAAAGAAAGAGUGAGUAAUUCAGAGCCUCCAGUUGGGCUCGAGGGUAUCCCUGAUACAACAGACACAAACCACCGGCAGAUGCCAGUUUCACAACUGUGGUGUGCACUGGCCCAACUGCAGGGUGGGGAGAGGCUACUGUCAGGAGCUGUUGGGUGUGUGCUGAGUGUGAGGUACAUGUGCCUACCAGUGUGGUGAGGGAGUGUGUAUGUGCACAAGCAUGCAUGUCCCAUGCAAUUCCCUAAGAGGCAGUAUGGCCAAAGGGAGCCUGGCUUCUUUGGUGGGACAAGCACUGUGGGGUGGGGAGAGGGGAGUGGUCAGUAAGAACCAUGGGAAAAGCUCUGGUUCUAACUCCCGAGGCGUCUGUACCUGCCUGGGUCCUUUCUACCCAGAACAACGCCCCUGUUCUAGCACACCAGACCCAAGGCAGCUGGGUCUACAGUUUCGGUUCUUGUGUCAAUCAGCUCCUCCUGCCUCUCACAGGUGAGACAGAACUGGAGAAUCUUCCACUCUCCUCUUCCUCCUUCAGAGGUGGGAUUUGGGCAGGAACCCCAGAGACCUUGGCUCAAACUCCAUUCCAAUCUACAGACCUUCUAAGAGAAAGUUAAAGUGCUUUGUUCUGCAUGGAUCUCAGAGAGAACGGUAGUCUGCCUGCACUGUGAUACCCUGCUCAAUGUGCUGCAGAACCCCCACACCUUCGAACACCCCACCAGCAGCUAUACAGACAGUAAACCACACAGUGACCUCUCCUCUCUAGUCUAGACUAGACCCAGCUACCCUGAAGAAAGGACCUAGCUUUGAGGGAUGGAAGGGCCUGAGGACAAGUGCAGCUUAGUGACCAGAGUGCUUACUCCCAGGCAGACUCAGCCCACGCUCAGCAGCCUAGGCCUGCUACCACUGAGCUGGAACUUUGGAAGGAGCUGGGUCGCUGCCGCCUACUGCUGAGUCUGACGAUGCCCUGCUACCCCACAGUCAAUGAGACAGGUCUUUCCAAGCCUCCGGGGCCCGGGCUCUGACUGGCUCCCCCUCUGUCCACAGGAGGGUGGCACAUAGCUUUCCCUCCUGCAGUCUUCAAUUUCUGCUUUGAUGUCACAGAGACACAUUUCCCUCUGAGUUCUGUCUGUAAUAUCUGUCAGGCUCCAGGGACCUGGCUUCACUCAGCAAUGCCUGAGAGGCGGGGACACAAGCACUCCUGACCAGGAAAAGCUAACAUGGCAGUGCUGGUUGGCUCCUGAGGCCCACAGUUUGGGAGCUGAGGAGAAAUCGAGCAUCGCUAUCCACCCCUGCCCUUGGCCUCCUCUGAUCUGGAGGGGCAGCUUCUCUCAUCUGAACUCCCCUGGGAGACCAGGUCUUCACAGCCUGCUUCCCUUCGCACUGAGGCUGUGUGUCUCCUUGGAAUACAGUGGAGGCCUAGUUACAGGAGUGGGUGGGGUUCUCAGCAUGGAAGACAUUGCAGGAGCUGGAGCAGCAGUGGUGUGUGCCUCAAGUCAAGACAGCGCUGCUACCACAGCACUGCCAGAGGGCCCGGGGGCUAGAGGAAGUCGGUCUCCCGCUCGAUGCCCACAUACUUGAGGGCAUCAGCUUGGCUGUACCUAU